UUUAGUGUGUUACCAGCAUACAUAACUAUAUGUCUAUUGGCUCACAAGAGAAUAUAUAACGUAAGAACUCACUAUUAAACCCCCCAUAUGUAUAGAAUAAAAUAACAUGCUUUUUAUCACCUUUAUUUUAUUGAUUUUUUUAUCUGAUGCUAAAUGCAACAGCACAAUGGCCCUAGCACCAGACCAAUAUAAAAUUGAAAAAGCACCACUACAUGUCCCAACACUAGAAGAAGUUGCUGAAGUUUUCAGGUCAUAUUUGCCAACAAAUUUUGCAGAAAGUGAAGUGGAAGUGGUGGACUGUCCGGACCUGCUCCAAGACCCAUUUUUCUUAGCUGAAAGAGGUCUAUGUGGAAACCCCAAAAUCUUUGAAAUCGGUAGCACCCAAUACCUGUUACCUCUGGUCCAAAGGGAGAAACUCUAUGACCUAAAAGAUAUUGCAAAAGCUGCAAAUUUGGAGCCGGCCUACUUUAUUGGUGCUGGGGCUGGACCGUUUCCCACAUAUAAAGGAGUAAACUGUGAAGGUAUCUACAAUGUUAAAUUCAACAGUACAAGGAUAAUUGAGCAGCUGACUCGUGUCGCACAUGUGGAGGGUCCGGAUGAACACAUUUCAACAAAAAUUGUGCCUGUAAACGAGACUAGGGUGGCCCUACUGGGCAAUUUGUUCGGUAGUGAAGGAAACCCCGGAAAGGUUAUAAAAGUUCAUGUCAAAAAACGUAUUGGAGAGAAAAACUUCAUAGAAACCCUAAGGAACUCUAUCGAGGAAAAGUAUGGGAAGGAGCAUCUGGUUGGUAUCGGAGGUGCUUUCCUUCUUGUUCAAGGGAAAGCCAAGCACCAUAUCAUGAGGGACUUUUCUAAGACUCCCAUUACAGAUGAGGAGGGCGUGAAUAAUUGGCUGAAGUUCUAUAAUAUGUCUGCGCCUAUGAUUGGUGUUGGUACAUUUGUCAGCAAUGAUGGAGGUGCACUGGACUUAAGAGUACAACAUUUCCAUAGCUACAGCACCCAUAGGGAAGCAGGACACUACCACUAUGACACCACUCCGGAAAUUGUGGAAUAUUUGGGAUAUUUCAAUGUUGCUGAAGAAGUUGUUAGGGUUGACCAACCUGCACUGGGACACAAAUUGGGCAGGGAUUAAAUGAUUUUAUAUAUACAAUAAAUUCAUUAUGACAAAAAAACACAAAAA
Messenger RNA from Anthonomus grandis grandis, 1180 nucleotides. Its product is annotated as ester hydrolase C11orf54 homolog. NCBI's taxonomy places the organism in Eukaryota, Metazoa, Arthropoda, Insecta, Coleoptera, Curculionidae. Gene Ontology annotation, molecular function: hydrolase activity, acting on ester bonds; zinc ion binding. The coding region runs from base 107 to 1132 and encodes 341 amino acids. The record is from RefSeq and is a predicted model, not a curated record. Gene Ontology annotation, cellular component: nucleus. The transcript has 7 exons.